Molecule: messenger RNA, 6623 nt
Organism: Panthera uncia (snow leopard)
Lineage: Eukaryota; Metazoa; Chordata; Mammalia; Carnivora; Felidae
Gene: LRPPRC
Product: leucine rich pentatricopeptide repeat containing
Exons: 38
Coding region: 52-4236 (1394 amino acids)
Molecular function (GO): protein binding
Source: RefSeq, a predicted model, not a curated record
CCCCCAUUCCCUCUCGCCGAGCGUGCAUUCUGCCUUGGGGACGGCCGAGCCAUGGCAGCCCUGCUGAGAUCCGCCCGCUGGCUCCUCCGUGUCGGGGCGGACCCGCGCCUCCCGCUAUCCCUGCGCCUCCUGGCAGGUGGCGCGAGCCGGCUGCACGCCGCCCCUUUUCUGCCCGCGGCCCGCGCCAGGCCGGUCGCCGGAGGGCUGCUGAGCCAAGCCAGGCUAUAUGCCAUUGCUGUUGAGAAAAAGAAUUAUCUUCAAGAGGAGCCCUCCUCUCAUAGAAAGAACGCCAGUCAAUUUGACUGGGCUCUAAUGAGACUGGAUAAUUCUGUCCGAAGAACUGGCCGCAUCCCAAAGACUCUUCUACAAAAAGUCUUUGAUAACACCUGUCACUCAGGGAGCCCAGGUGGUAAUCAAGCCUUGCUUCUCCUGCGCAGCUGUGGUUCUCUCUUGCCUGAACUACAGUUAUCAGAGAGAACCGAAUUUGCUCAUAGGAUAUGGGACAAACUUCAGAAAUUGGGUACUGUGUAUGAUGUAAGUCAUUAUAAUGCUUUACUUAAAGUCUAUCUUCAAAAUGAAUAUAAAUUUUCACCAACUGACUUCUUGGCAAAAAUGGAGGAAGCAAACAUUCAACCAAAUCGAGUGACAUACCAGAGGUUGAUCGCAGCUUAUUGUAAUGUAGGAGAUAUUGAAGGUGCCAGCAAGAUUCUUGGAUUUAUGAAAACUAAGGACCUGCCAAUCACGGAGGCAGUUUUCAGUGCUCUUGUUACAGGGCAUGCAAGAGCCGGAGAUAUAGAGAAUGCAGAAAAUAUUCUCACAGUGAUGAGAGAGGCUGGAAUUGAGCCUGGUCCAGACACAUACUUAGCAUUAUUGAAUGCAUAUGCUGAAAAGGGUGACAUUGAUCAUGUUAAGCAGACUCUGGAGAAGGUGAAGAAGUCUGAUCUUUACCUUAUGGACCGUGAUUUAUUGCAAAUUAUUUUUAGUUUCAGUAAAGCUGGGUAUUCUCAAUAUGUCCCAGAAAUUUUGGAAAAAAUUACAUAUGAAAGAAGAUAUAUUCCAGAUGCAAUGAACCUCAUUCUGCUUUUAGUCACUGAAAAAUUGGAAGAUACAGCAUUCCAAAUUUUAUUAGCAUGUCCUGUAUCAAGGGAAGACAAUCUGAAUGACUUUGGCAGUUUCUUUUUACGACACUGUGUGACUAUGAAUACGCCUGCAGAGAAGCUGAAAGAUUACUGCAAGCAGUUAAAGGAAUCCCAGAUGCAUACAUCUCCUUUGCAGUUCACACUCCACUGCGCAUUACAAGCCAAUAAAACUGAUUUGGCAAAAGCUCUAAUGAAGGCUCUGAAGGAAGAAGGUUUUCCUGUCAGAACUCAUUAUUUCUGGCCAUUGCUAGCUGGACAUCAGAAGGAGAAAAAUGUUCAAGGUAUAAUUGAAGUUCUCAAAGCAAUGAAUGAAGUGGGAGUAAAUCCUGAUCAGGAGACCUAUAUAAAUUACGUGUUUCCAUCCUUUGAUAGCGUGAGGUCAGUUCGUGGGGUUUUGCAGGAAAAUGGAUGUCUACCUGAAAAUAAUGUAUUUUCACAAGCUGAAUUCAGAAGUGAAGCAGUUACUGGGAAUUUACCCUAUGUUUUAUCAUUUUUGGAAUCAAAUACAUUGCCUUUCUCAUUUGCUUCUUUGAGAGGCAGCCUAAUUCUAGGCUUUAGGAGGUCUAUGGAUAUAAAUCUUUGGAGCAAGAUAACAGAACUGUUGUACAAGGAUGGACGUUAUUGCCAGGAGCCUCCAGGACCAACGGAAGCUGUUGGCUAUUUUCUUUAUAACUUGAUUGACAGCAUGAGUGACUCAGAGGUACAGGCCAAGGAGGAGCGUUUGAGACAAUACUUCCAUCAGCUGAAGGAGAUGAAUGUAAAAAUUCCUGAAAAUAUCUACAGAGGCAUUCGUAAUCUACUGGAUAGCUACCACGUUCCUGAAUUGAUUAAGGACGUUAAUAUGUUGGUUGACAGAGAGAAGAUAGACUCUCGAAAAACUACGCAGCUUACAUCAUCUGUUUUGGAGUCUACACUUGAAAAACUAAAAGCUGAAAAUCAACCUAUAGGAGAUGUCCUAAAACAACUCAUACUAGUACUUUGUUCAGAAGAGAACAUGCAAAAAGCUCUUGAAUUGAAAGCAAAAUAUGAAUCGGACAUGGUUGUUGGUGGCUAUGCAGCUUUAAUAAAUUUGUGCUGUCGACAUGAUAAUGCAGAAGAUGCAUUGAACCUGAAACAAGAAUUUGACCGUUUAAAUCCAUCUGCUGUCCUUGACACCAGCAAGUAUGUAGGCCUUGUAAAAGUAUUGGGAAAACAUGGCAAGCUCCAAGAUGCUAUUAACAUUCUAAAGGAGAUGAAAGAGAAGGAUGUUCUUAUCAAAGAUGCAACAGUCUUGUCCUUUUUCCACAUCUUGAAUGGCGCAGCUUUAAGAGGUGAAACUGAAACAGUACAACAGUUGCACAAAGCCAUCAUGACUCUGGGGUUAGCGAAACCAUCCACUGCCUUAAGUUCCCCACUGGUCACUCUGUAUCUGGAAAAGGAUGACUUAAGUGCCGCUCUUGAAGUCACCAUUGACUGCUAUGAAAAGUAUAAAGUAUUACCAAGGAUUCAUGAUGUCUUAUGUAAACUAAUAGAGAAAGGCGAGACUGAUCUAAUUCAGAAAGCAAUGAACUUUGUGAGCCAAGAACAAGGUGAAAUGACAAUGCUGUAUGAUCUCUUUUUCGCCUUCCUACAAACAGGAAAUUACAAAGAGGCCAAGAAGAUCAUUGAGACUCCAGGCAUUAGAGCUCGAUCUUCAAGACUUCAGUGGUUUUGUGAUAGAUGCAUUUCAAGUAAUCAGGUUGAGACUCUAGAAAAAUUAGUGGAGCUAACGCAGAAGCUAUUUGAAUGUGAUAGAGACCAGCUGUACUACAGUCUGCUAAAACUAUAUAAAAUAAAUGGUGACUGGCAAAGAGCUGAUGCUGUCUGGAAUAAAAUGCAAGAAGAAAAUAUUAUUCCUCGUGCAAAGACCUUAAGAUUAUUAGCAGAAAUCCUUAGAAACAAUAAUCAGGAGGUUCCAUUUGAUGUACCUGAGUUGUGGUAUGAAGAUGAAAAGCAUUCCCUGAGUUCAUCACCACCUUCACGUGAAGAAACAAAUAUCCAGAAAGAUCUGUUGAAUGCCUGCCAACGAAAGAAAAGCAAAGAUGCAUAUAGUAUUUUCCUGAAAGCACACAAGCAAAACAUUGUGCUGAACAAUGAAACUUAUGGCAGUCUGAUAAAAUUACUUUUGGAGAAGGAUAGCUUCUUACAAGCAAUGCAAGUGAAAGAUGUCGCUGAGACCCACAUCAAGGGCUUCACACUGAACGAUGCUGCCAACAGCCUCCUCAUCAUAACGCAAGUUAGGCGGGAUUAUUUGAAAGAGGCUCUAAAAACGCUAAAAACCGCCUUAGAUCUGGAGCAAACACCUUCUAGGAUAGCAGUGACCCGCCUUAUUCAGGCAUGUGCCUUGAAGGGUGAUGUAGAAAGUAUACAGGAGAUUCAGAAGAUGGUAAAUGGACUUGAAGAUUCAAUUGGACUUUCAAAUAUGGUUUUCAUCAAUAACAUUGCUUUGGCACAAAUAAAGAACAAUAACAUAGAUGUUGCAAUUGAAAACAUUGAAAAUAUGCUUACUUCUGGAAAUGAAACCGUGAAACCCCAGUACUUUGGCUUGACAUACUUAUUCAGAAAAGUAAUAGAGGAGCAGUUGGAACCAGCAGUUGAAAAGAUAAGCAUCAUGGCAGAGAGACUGGCCAAUCAGUUUGCAGUUUACAAACCUGUCACUGAUCUUUUCCUUCAGCUUCUGGAUUCAGGCAAAGUGGAUGACGCCAGAGCUCUCCUACAGAGAUGCGGCGCGAUUGCUGAACAAACUGCAAUUUUCUUGGUGUUCUGCGUUAGGAGUUCUCGGAAACCAGGAAAGGCAUCAACUCUGAAUUCUUUAUUAGAAUUGAUUCCUGAAUUAAUUGAAAAGGAAGAAGCAUACACUUCUAUCAUGAAAAGCUAUGUCUUAGACAAGGAUGCUGCGUCUGCUAAAGCACUGUAUGAAAAUUUGACUGCAAGGAAUAUAAAAUUGAAUGAUCUGUUUCUAAAGCGUUAUGCAGUUUUGCUGAAGAAUGCUGGUGAGCCUGUCCCUUUCACCGAACCCCCUGAAAGCUUCGAAUUUUAUGCAAAGCAGCUAAAGGAAUCAAGGGGAAAUCCUCUGUGAAAUAAGCAGUCACUACUUUAUUUUGUGUGUAUUUGUGGUUCAAUGUCUAAAAUGUUAUUUUUUAAAUAUAUUUGAGAGGACAGAAUAAAUAAAUGAAAAGUUACUUUGUGUAUUUUUUUUUUAUUCAUAAAGUACAUGUUCAACACCUUAUUGACAGCAAUGGCGUGCACUUAGUCACUAGGCUUUGUUGGGGUUUUGCCUACAACAUAAAUAUACAGCAUUUUCUUCAUGGUGUCUGAUGUUUGAAGCUGUACCUUUUCAAGGUUCUUCUCUCUAACACUCUUGAUGUCUCCCCUGCUCUGUUUUGUUCAUUAUUUUCAUAAAAUGUUAUUCCUUUAUUUAAGACUUGCUUGUUAAUAUUGUUUACGUGAAAAUUUUGGAGCUAGACAAAAUGAUGCUCAGUGCGCCUUCUAAGGCUUUGCUAUUUGAUAGGAAAUUCUCUUCAUGUGUGAAACCCUGCAUAAUUUUCCAAUUUUGUAAAAUGCUGGCACUAGCAGCCAUGUUGUAAGUCAUCUAGCACUUGUUUUCCAGUGAAAAGCAGAAACUCAGACUGUUGCUUGCUCUUGGUCGGGGUGCUAUUUGCCAACGCCUGGACACUCCCCACUAUGCUUUCCCUUCUAUCACGAAGAAUUCCGAGGGCCUCUGUUCAUAGAUGCCUCUGAGUCCUAGCCAUGACUUUGGUCAUGAAACCGAGCAGCUCAUUUCCUCUUGUCUUGGUUUCGGGUGUUUGUCAGCAUAGGUACAUCCCAUACCAGGCUUGUUACUUCAUACUCAUCCUAUGAAUGUGUGAUCUUAUAUAGGAAGGAGAUUGUGGUUUGUAUUCAGUUUUGUCAAAGUUAUCCCCAAAUUGUUUAGUAAUUACUGUAAAAGAAUGCAGGCUGGGUUGUGAAACAGUUUACCAUUACAAAAGUAUCUUAAUAUGUAACAGUGACCUAUUUGGGGAUUAGGUAGUUAAUUACCAAGAAAGCUGAAAAUGUUUUAUUGGAGGUUUAUCCUUGUUUUGGCGUAUUGCUUCUCCCAUUUGAAAUCAGUGGUUCCCACUAUCCACACGAGGGGAGACCUUGCCUUGCAGGAAGUAAGCUGGCCUCAUGCUGGUUGUACUGCUAACCUGAGUCUUCAUGGAACCAACCAUCCUUCAUCUAGAGCCUGCAAGUAGCAUGAAAGAGGAGGCUGAAGGAGGGAAGCCAAGAAGUAAAUGUCAUCGUGGCAUUGUUUCCUUUGUCUCUGUUUUGUGCAGUUAGACCUAACGCAUCAGAGGCCUCAGCCAAUGUCGAGUCCUGGCCUAGAGGACUUAAUGAAGCUCUCCUUUGUUUGCUCCAGGUGCAGGACCCGUACCUGUUGUGGUUUUGAUAUUGUUGGAUUUGCCAAGAGCCUCACUCCACCAGUGAAUUCCACUGGCCUUAUUUUUUGCAGUCACACUAACCAAAAGUUAGUUGAGCAAUAUUUUACUGAUCUCCAUUGAAACAGUUCUCUCAGAUGAGGCACGGUCUUGGGGCUUACCCUGGACUUCUCAGUUGCCUGGGCCAGAGACUUGAGAGUACAGAAUGUAGUCUUAUUUGUAUGAAGUGACUCUAAGCCAGCCUUGUAUAUGGACUCUGAUAAAAUGCAGGGUAGUACAGAGGAAAUAGCAUUAUCUAGCAUUCUAUUAUUAUUAUCUAUUGUCUAUCAUUAGCACUCUAAACAGCACUAUAACUGCUUCCCCCUCGAAUUUAAAUAUUUAAAAUAUAAUUGUAUAUUCUAGGUGGGCUAAUAAAUGCUUUCUAAAUGUCUAAUUGCAAAACUGAAACAAAUAGUAGAGAGCAGACACAAUUCUAGAACUCAAUAAUGUUUUAGACUAAAAUUACAAGGAAACAGUCUAAAAAGUAAACAUCAUUGUAAACUUUUGGAAAGUACAGUGUUUUAUAUGUAAUUGUAUGUUCAUGUAUUUGAACCUAAUAUAAUUUUAUUGUGAAAUGCUUUGAAUAAAUUGUACCCCAAAAACUUGUGAGCUUCUUCAUUUUUAAUUCUAUCAAAUUUUUGUAUAACCACUUUUAUCAUUUCAAGGACUUUAGUCCUAAAUUUUUUUUUUUUUAAUUUUAUGUUUAUUUUUGAGAGAGAAACAGAGUGUGAGCAGGGGAGGGACAAAGACAGAGAGGGAGGCACAGAAUUUGAAGCAGGCUCCAGGAUCCGAGCUGUCAGCGCAGAGCCCGAUGCGGGGCCUGAACUCAUGAACUGUGAGAUCAUGACCUGAGCCGAAGCUGGACGUUUACCCGACUGAGCCACCCAGGUGCCCCGUAGUCUUAAAAUUUUAAAUUAAAAAUUGUGUGGUGGCCUCUGUUGCGACCAGAAUUUCUUUGUUAAAUGGUGUAUGGUUUGUGUGUGGAGAACCAAAUGAAAUCAUAGCUUCU